Messenger RNA from Triplophysa rosa, 4459 nucleotides. It is a transcript of the gene ciz1a, whose product is annotated as cdkn1a interacting zinc finger protein 1a. Gene Ontology annotation, molecular function: nucleic acid binding; zinc ion binding. Bases 286 to 2331 code for a protein of 681 amino acids. The transcript has 16 exons. NCBI's taxonomy places the organism in Eukaryota, Metazoa, Chordata, Actinopteri, Cypriniformes, Nemacheilidae. Gene Ontology annotation, cellular component: nucleus. The record is from RefSeq and is a predicted model, not a curated record.
UUAGAAACUAGAAAUUGAAGUGUAGCUCAGAGAUCAUGCAGUAGCCUGUUAUAUAGCGUGUCCUCCAGUCCUGUGGGGGCGCUGUACUAAGCGAUGUGUCACUGUCGCUCUCGUACUGCCGCUGUUGCUACCGGCGAGUGAGUGUUAGCGCAGACGCUAAUGACAAGAGUUGUUUCAACAGGCUACCUCUGUUUUCUCUUCUUUUAACCUCUUCACCCUGGGAUUAAAGUUCUGUCUGAAGUUGUGAAUCUGUGCGGCGGUUGAUAUCGACAGUCAGACAUCAGCAUGUUUAACUCUCAUCAGCAACAGCAGCAGUUUCAUCAGCAUCUGCGUCAGCUGCAGCAGCUGUUUCAGCAGCAGACGCCCCCUCCGCCGCCACCACCCCCUCCACCACCUCAGCCUCCACCUGGCCAUCACAUCAGCCAUCACCAUCAGGCCGCACGGCCUAUGGGUGUGCCCACCGCAGCACCACCUCCUGCCCGUAUGGUCAACCUCUGCUCGGCGACUCAAACCAUCAUCGGACCCAAUCCCAUGCUGCAAGGGGCUCUGCUGAUGCAACAGAUACAGGCCGGUGGCAUGCGUGGAUUUGCCAUGGGUGGACAGCAGUUCCCACAGUUCUUUGCUCCUGGAUCCAGAGCGUCUCUCCUCGGGCCUGUUCCAAUGGGAGUGGCCAUCAAAACUCCACAUAUGGGAUACCCGCGACAUUUCAGCCCACACGCUCGUUACUUCAGCAAUCAGGAUUUUCAGUCACGUCAACCAGACAGAAAGAGAGAGAUCGAGCAGAAACCUACGGGGAGCAGCAGCAGCCAAUCAGAAGCCAGCGGCAGCAGAGUGGAUGAUGCAGCAGGUGUAGCCACUUCAGAUCAGCCUGAAGAGCCAGCGGCCAAAAAACAGAGAACAGAAGGGUCUGAGGAGCCCGUGGACACGGAAGAAUCAGUAAAGAGCGCUGAAUAUAAGAGUCCAGAUCCUGAAGAGUGCACGCUGCAGGAGGGAGGGAGCGUGGAGGAGCCGGUGGCCGCUGAAGCACAUGAACAGAGUCAAGUGGCCACGCAGAUGGAAUGCACCACACCGUCAGUUCAUGACGGAGAGAAGCAAAACCGAGACGUUGAAGAUGACGCCAUGGGCUUCAGUGCCGCCAGUGAUGUGCCCACAGUCUCUGCCAGAGGUCCAGAGGAGAUCAGAGACGGAACACAAGAGACCUCCAACAAGUUCUUCUGCUAUAUUUGCAACAUCACUUGUCAUAACCAGCAGAAUUUCCAGAGCCACAUGAACGGACUGAGUCACCAGCAGAAGAUGAUGGAGAUCCAGCACAUGAGUAACGCGUGUCUCGUGACGCUGCUACCACGAGUCCAGGAGUCUUUACAGGGGACUCGUAAAGACGGAGAGAAGAGACCAGGCCUGCAGAGAUGGUGUUCCACCUGCCAGACUCACUUCACCACCAAUGUGAUGGAGCAUCGCAAAACCAGAGAGCACAAGUGUAGUCGCUCGUCUACCUCCAGCUGCACCGUCUGUAAACAGGACUUCACCACACCCAGAGAGUUUGUGAAACACAUGAAGACUAAAGAACACAAGCAACGAGUCGAACAGUUGUGGAGGGAUUCUGGUAAGGACGGUGUGGAGGAGCUGAACGCUGAGAUAGUAUUGGGCGAGGAGGAUGAUGACAUCAGCGACAACGAGAGGGAGGAGGAUGAAGACGGGAAGGAGGGUCUGUCUGCGCAGAUGGAGGUCACGCUGGAAGAUCUGACAGAGAACGAGGAGUUUGAAGCUGAUAUCCUGUAUGGGUCUAGUUUCGUGGUACCCGUGGCCGGUUUCCUCUGCCGUCUCUGUAAUCAUUUCUAUCACUUUGAAUCUUCUGCUCGACACGCGCACUGCAAGACCCCCAAACACUUUCACAACCUGAAGAAAUAUAAAGCCUCAAAGAAACAUGAAGAAUCGGCUGCGACCUCAGAACCACCAGCAGACCUCAUCGGUCCAGAUAAAACCAUUGAACCUCUGUUUACCUCACCCGAGUCCCUCAUCCCGACGUCACCCCUCCAAACCCUUCAUCCCGUCAUCAGCAUUAACAGACUGAGCACCAGCAACCUGAGAGAGCAUCAGGACCAUCAGCCGUCAUCCCCAAACCAGCAGCAGGAGCCGGAGGAAGUCCUCUCACAAACACACUCCGCUCCUCCCGGCCAAUCAGAAGCCAUCGCAGGGGAAGAGCAGGGCACGGGAGAGCAGGAGGAAGAGAAGGAGGACGAGAGGUCUGUCGGCGUCCCGGAGGAGAAGGCCGGCAGGGGCAGAGGUCGUGGUGCGGGGAAGAGGCGAGGACGAGGAGGAAGGCGGCGUUGAGACUGACGUCACGGUUCGGGGGAGAGGAGAUGAUCAGAGCUGCUAUUCAUCCUGAGAGAGGAACCACUUUAGCACAGGACUGCAGUGAAAACAGGCCUCCGUAGGCAGCAUGUGUGGAAGGGUUUGUGCCACUAAACCUGUUUGUAUUAAGAACCCCGGUGCAGUCUUUAUUCUGAGCUUCUUCUUGAUGGAGUUCACUCAAAUGAUAAUUUGCAUAAAGAACGAUUCGAAGCCUGUUUUUAGCCUCAUUUAAACUCUGCAAAAAAUCUUUAUGCAGAGUACAGUAAUGUGUUUUGUUCCUUUUGAAUGCUGGGGUGAAAUGUGAAGGCGUUUGUAGUGACAUAGAAUGUAGCAGAAAUGUUCCACAAGUGGAAAUGUGAUUGUAGAUUUGAAUCCAGCUAAGCAGUUCAACCACACAUCCUUCAUCCAUCCAGAUGACUCCAGUGGGUUCAUAAAUGUCUUCUGAAGCGAAACGAUAUGUUCGUGAGAGGUGGUUUUUGUCUUCUUUUGAUAUUGUAAAGCCCCACGCGUGAAUCGGCACACAGAAACUGUUGUGUGAGUUGUAAUAAACCUCUUUAAAAGACUUCUGAAUGGAGAAGCUUCGGGUCUCUGCCUGAUUUAGUUUAACAGAAGCAAAAUAACACCAGCAUUUAACAUGUUUUAUGGCUGUUGAACAGAGCUGAGAGGGGGAGUCUGCUGAACACAUCGGGACCGCCGUCUCACCGUUCAUGACAGACGGGCAGGACCGUGAGUCAUGUUACAGUAUUCCUUUUUCUUGAGAAUUUCACUGUUUUGAAGGUGCCGAGACCGGCUUUGUGUUCACCACAAACGCAACAAGCACUCACGAUGUGCACUUUGGAUCUCAAAUGUUAAUUCCCAGCGUUCAUCACAAGUGUGGGAAUAUUGAUCUGGGAUCAUAUGUUACAGUUUGACACAUUAAAAUGAUAGAAUAUUUGAGAUUUUCCCACACCGACUUCCCUUGAUAGCUGUUCCGAUCUCAGUUUAGUUAAAAGAAUCAUUAUCAUUGAGAGUAAUGAUAGCAACAAACCCAAGCACCCACAUGCAUUCUGCUCUUGUCUGUGAUGUAAAUAAUCUCACCGUCCUUCAACAUCGGCCCUGAUUUCAUUUUCAUUCUUUCUUGAAUGAUUGUUUGAAAUGGGACCUGGACAUGUGAUGUGACGUUAGUCUGUAAUAUGAAUGGUUUAAUCUGCUGCUGUAAUCUAAUGUGUGUGAUGCCCUGAUGGCUCAGAUGAUUGUCACAUCUCUUGCCACUAAAACAGGAACCGCUUUAUACUGGUCUCCAUGAGAGGCUUUUUGAUUCAUAAUGGUAGGAACGUUGUUUGUUUUAGUUAUAUAAAAUGUAUUCUUUUAAGAGCACCUCACUGUCUACACUGGAAGAACUCUUGUCUUCUGAGAACAGCUCGUAGGAAAUCAGUAAAUGAUUUCAGACGAACUGCAUUAUGUAGCAAAUGGAAGAGAUGUGAAAGAUAGUACUGAGGACACUAUCAGGCGCUGUGAUCUGACUUUUAGAGCAGAAUCUCAUCAAAGACACAUUUCACACCCAAAAUCAGAAAUAAAUUGUUUUUCGCAUAAAGUAAUUUAAAUGUGAAAUUUGAACAGUGUUCCUGACCAGUUUUGUGAGAUUCACCUUUAAAACGGAGAACAUUUUCUUUUUGUUUCAUGUUCAUGACGAUGAUUGCGUGAUGCUUAUACUCUUAUUUCAGAUGUCAAGCUCAAUUUGUUUUGACAAAUUGUUUUCAUGGAAGUGCAUUGCUUCACAUUUGCAUGAAGAUCCAGACCAUGCUGUUUUCUGCUGGUUUGGGACAUCGUGAUGUGUUACACACGGAGGGACGCAGGCCAGUAAAACUUGUUGAUCUGUCAGUCCUGUCAAAACACCUGCAGCCGUGGUGUUCGUACAUGUUCAUUCAAACUACCAGAAGGACGUUGUGUGUAUAGCAUCUUGUAUUUGGACCUGUAAAAUAAGCUUUCCUGUAGCUCAGUGGUUAGAGCGUGGCGCUAGCAACGCCAAGGCCAUGGGUUGGAUCCCAGGGAUUGCACAUACUCCAAUACAAAUGUAUAGUAUCAUGCAAUGCAAGUCGCUUUGGAUAAAAGCGUCUACCAAAUGCAU